UCCUCUUUGCCCUUCCUUUCUUCUCUGCCCUCGUCUCGUGCCCCCUCCUGCCACCAAGCUCUCUCAAUGCUAGCCGGCACCGAGCAGCCGCCAAGGCGAGCGUCUGCGUAGGCGCCCCGUAGUUCCUGGCCGCGAUUAACGUGGCGCGAGCAUUGGGGCCGAGAAGCCGGCAGUAAACCCUCCGUCAGAAGGUACACCCUCGUGUUCGUAUUGUAUCUGACAGAGGAGAUUGGUCCUAAGCAUGGGUGCUCGAAAGCAAAAGUGGACUUCAGAGGAAGAGGCUGCUCUUAGAGCUGGCAUAGCAAGGUAUGGAGUGGGAAGUUGGCGCCUGAUAUUGAAAGAUGAUGACUUCCGUUCCAUCUUGAGCUGCCGGUCAAAUGUUGAUCUAAAGGACAAGUGGCGCAACAUCAACGUAUUUUUCACCGAAUCAGGCUCUAUGGAUAAGGGAAGGACUGCCAUGAAGAAGAACCGAGCUGCUCCUAGGAGGAAUGAUCACCCAAUGGCAAACAGCACAGUUGCUUCUGAUGUUGAUGACGAAAUUGUUGAUGAACAGCCUAUAGCAUCAAUGUCAAGUGAACUGUGGAAUGUUUCAAUUCCAAAGAAAUCACGGUCAAGGCUAAACAAUAUCAUAUUGGAAUCUGUCAAGAACUUGAAUGAGCCUACAGGGUCACAUAGCACUACGAUUGCUAAGUACAUAGAGGAGGAAUAUUGGCCACCUAGUGAUUUUGAUCGCAUGUUGUCUGCAAACCUGAAGGACUUGACCACCAGUGGAGAACUGAUAGAGGUUAAUCGGAAGUACAGGAUUGCACCUGCACCUGGUUCAAUGUACUCUGAGGGACGAAGCCCCGAAACACUGCUGCUAGAAGACAUGCAAAGAGAGCCCCGGAAAAUAGAGAGUGAUGAUAUUAAAACCCUUACAAAAUCUCAAGUUGAUGCUGAAUUGGCGGAUAUGAUAACCAUGACUGCUGAAGAGGCUGCAUCCGCUGCUGCUCGUGCAAUUGCAGAGGCAGAGGCUCUCAUGGCAGAAGCUGAAGCAGCGACAAGAGAAGCGGAGGCGGCAGAAGCAGAUGCCCAAGCUGCACAAGCCUUCGCGGAAGCAGUAAGGAACAGACACGUUACAGAACUGAUGGCCCAGUCUUGAUGCUGCUACCCUGAGCCGCUCCAGCCCAGCAUUGCCGCAGGAUGCAGAUGAUGCCGUACCUCACACUUGAAUUUUCGGUUGGAUUAACAGCAGCCGCCCUCAUUUUUCUUCUACUUUUUCAAAAAAGAAAAAACAGCCGCGCUCCAGUGUCACCAGCCUUAUGAUGUUCCUGGAGCAGCAAUGCAGCAACAACCAAUUUUGCGUACCGUUUGUAGCAUCAUGAUUCACGCUGCAUUUUUUGUGUAAACGUCGAGACCCGGCCAGUCCAGACCCGUCGUGAUGCGCGGCGGUGGUCCGACCGCCCCCGUCGACGCAUGGUCGAUCAUGGCGCGGUGGUGGAACAGGCCGAUGGGCCAGAUGAGAACCGAACCGUUUGACCUUUAGGUGGCUGGCGGGCUCACACAGGCUGGGGUGUGGGUGCGUCCGUCAACCACCCCCGUCGUCGUUUCUCCCUUUCGGUUGGAAGCACCGGCGGCAGCUCGUAGUGGUGGUAGGGCAACACUUUUCUCGUGUGGUCUCGGACGGAUAACCGUCAGAUUGCAUGCAAAUACGGUUCGUCGGGCG
Molecule: messenger RNA, 1705 nt
Organism: Triticum urartu
Lineage: Eukaryota; Viridiplantae; Streptophyta; Magnoliopsida; Poales; Poaceae
Product: single myb histone 5-like
Biological process (GO): nucleosome assembly
Cellular component (GO): nucleosome
Molecular function (GO): double-stranded telomeric DNA binding
Source: RefSeq, a predicted model, not a curated record